AUGUGUUACUACAGCAGUUACUAUGGAGGCCUUGGCUGUGGCUAUGGUGGCCUAGGCUAUGGCUAUGGCUGUGGCUGUGGCUGUGGCUAUGGUGGCUAUGGUUAUGGUUGCUGUCACCCACUGUGUUGUAGAAGAUAUUGGUCUUAUGGCUUCUACUGA
This is a messenger RNA of Arvicanthis niloticus (Nile rat), 159 nucleotides long. The record is from RefSeq and is a predicted model, not a curated record. NCBI's taxonomy places the organism in Eukaryota, Metazoa, Chordata, Mammalia, Rodentia, Muridae.